Syngnathus typhle (broad-nosed pipefish) is the source of this 4898-nucleotide messenger RNA. It is a transcript of the gene slc8a3, whose product is annotated as solute carrier family 8 member 3. NCBI's taxonomy places the organism in Eukaryota, Metazoa, Chordata, Actinopteri, Syngnathiformes, Syngnathidae. Gene Ontology annotation, molecular function: calcium:sodium antiporter activity. Gene Ontology annotation, biological process: calcium ion import across plasma membrane; sodium ion transmembrane transport; cell communication. The record is from RefSeq and is a predicted model, not a curated record. The transcript has 8 exons. Gene Ontology annotation, cellular component: axon; postsynapse; sarcolemma. The coding region runs from base 123 to 2900 and encodes 925 amino acids.
GGGGGUGGGGAGGGGAGGAGGAGGUGGUGCAGCAGCUUCGACACAAGCUAACCAGGUGGUGGAAGUCAAGGCCCCGUGCUGGAUCGCAGUGCGGUAAGGACCCUUGAGACCAAGGAGGGUGCAUGGAGGGCUCAAGGCUUAUAAGUCCGGGGCGGUUGGCCCGGCUCUGGUUGGGACUGCUCUCGGCAGCCGCCGCCUUCCUCGGCGCCGAGGCCCGGACCACCCCGAGCCCGCCGCUCAGCCCCGUCAACGCCACUUGCCCGGGGAACUACAAGUGCCACCCCGGCAUCAUCCUGCCCAUCUGGUACCCCGAGGACCCCUCCAUGGGUGACAAGAUCGCGCGGGUCAUCGUGUACUUUGUGGCCAUGAUCUACAUGUUCCUGGGCGUGUCCAUCAUCGCCGACCGGUUCAUGGCAGCCAUCGAGGUGAUCACGUCUCAGGAGAAGGAGGUGGUCAUCCGCAGGCCCAACGGCGAGACCACCACGGCUACCAUCCGCGUAUGGAAUGAGACGGUGUCCAACCUCACCCUCAUGGCCUUGGGCUCCUCCACCCCGGAGAUCCUGCUGUCCAUCAUCGAGGUCUGCGGCCACGAGUUCAAAGCGGGCGCCCUGGGGCCGUCCACCAUCGUGGGCAGCGCCGCCUUCAACAUGUUUGUCAUCGUGGGCCUGUGCGUGUCCGUCAUCCCUCAGGGUGAGGUGCGCAAGAUCAAGCACCUGCGGGUCUUCUUCAUCACGGCCGGCUGGAGCGUCUUUGCGUACAUCUGGCUCUACAUGAUCCUGGCCGUCUUCUCGCCCAACGUGGUGCAGGUUUGGGAGGGCCUCGUGACGCUGGCCUUCUUCCCCAUCUGCGUGCUGCUGGCCUGGGUGGCCGACCGCCGCCUUCUCUUCUACAAGUUCAUGCGGCGGAAGUACCGCACCGACAAGCACCGCGGCGGCGUCGUCAUCGAGAACGAGGCCGACCGCACCCCCAAGGGCAUCGAGAUGGACGGGAAGGGGGUCAACUCGCACUUUGUGGACGGCGGCAUCAAUCUGAUGGACCCGGCGCAGGGCAGGGAGACGGACGAGUCCCGCCGCGACAUGAUCCGCAUCCUCAAGGACCUGAAACAGAAGCACCCGGAGAAAGAGAUGGACCAGCUGGUGGAGAUGGCCAACUACCACGCGCUGUCCCACCAGCAGAAGAGCCGCGCCUUCUACCGCAUCCAAGCCACACGCAUGAUGACGGGCGCCGGCAACAUCCUCAAGAAGCACGUGGCGGAGCAGGCCAAGAAGUCCGCCAGCUGUCUGGAGGUGCGCGCCGACGAGCCCGAGGAGUACGUGUCACGCGUGGCCUUUGACCCCGCCGCCUACCAGUGCCUGGAAAACUGCGGCGCCGCCAUCCUCACCGUCACCCGGCGAGGCGGCGACAUGGGCAAGACCGUCUGCGUGGACUACAAGACGGAGGACGGCUCGGCCAACGCCGGCGCCGACUACGAGUUCACCGAGGGCACGCUGGUCUUCAAGCCCGGCGAGACGCUCAAGGACAUCAGCGUGGGCAUCAUCGACGACGACAUCUUUGAGGAGGACGAGCACUUCUUCGUGCGGCUGGGCAACCUCCGCGUGCUGGAGACGGAGGAGGAACUGCUGUCGGCCAACAGCCUACCCUACCCCAAAGCGGCGCUGGGCUUCCCCGCCGUGGCCACCGUCACCAUCCUGGACGACGACCACGCCGGCAUCUUCACCUUUGAGAGCGGCGUGAUGCACAUCAGCGAAAGCGUCUGCGUCAUGGAGGUGAAGGUGCUGCGGACGUCGGGCGCCCGCGGCACCGUCGUCGUGCCUUACCGCACCGUGGAGGGGCUGGCAAAGGGCGGCGGCGAGGAUUUCGAGGACACGUUGGGCGAGCUGGAGUUCAAGAACGACGAGACCUGCAAAGUAAUCCGCGUGAAAAUCAUCGACGACGAGGAGUACGAGAAGAACAAGAACUUCUUCCUGGAGCUGGCCGAGCCUCGCAUGGUGGACAUGAGUCUCCAGAAAGCCAUGCUGCUUGCCAACGACGUUCCAGACAGGAAGUUCACAUCAGAUGAGGAGGAAGCCAAACGCAUUGCCGAAAUGGGCAAGCCUGUUUUGGGCGUGCACGCCAAGAUGGAGGUCAUCAUUGAAGAAUCUUACGAGUUUAAGAGCACCGUGGACAAGCUGAUCAAGAAGACCAACCUGGCUCUGGUGGUGGGCACCAAUUCAUGGAGAGAGCAGUUCAUGGAGGCUAUCACCGUCAGCGCAGACGAGGACGAAGACGACGCGGGCGAGGAACGCCUGCCGUCCUGCUUCGACUACGUCAUGCACUUCCUGACCGUGUUCUGGAAGGUUCUGUUCGCCUGCGUGCCGCCCACCGACUACCUGAACGGCUGGGCGUGCUUCUUUGUGUCCAUCGUCAUCAUCGGCCUGCUCACGGCCGUCAUCGGCGACCUGGCGUCGCAUUUCGGCUGCACCAUCGGCCUCAAGGACUCGGUCACCGCCGUCGUCUUUGUGGCGCUUGGGACCUCCGUGCCAGACACGUUUGCCAGCAAGGUGGCGGCGGUGCAGGACACGUACGCCGACGCCUCCAUCGGCAACGUGACGGGCAGCAACGCCGUCAACGUGUUCCUGGGCAUCGGCCUGGCGUGGUCGGUGGCCGCCAUCUACUGGCACAACAAGGGCAAGCCCUUUGUGGUGGAAGCCGGCUCGCUGGCCUUCUCCGUCACGCUCUUCACCAUCUUUGCCUUCCUGGCCAUCACGGCGCUGCUGUACCGGCGGCGGGCGCACAUCGGGGGCGAGCUGGGCGGGCCCCGCGGGCACAGACUGGCCACGUCGGGUUUCUUAUUCAGCUUGUGGUUCCUUUACAUCCUCUUCUCAAGCCUGGAGGCCUACUGUCAUAUAGAAGGUUUUUAGACGGGGACCAGGAGAGACUUCUACCACCCCUCACCCCUCGUCUUUCCCCCCACCCCCCGCUUCAAGCCCUUCCGCUGGGCUCACACGGAAGGCGGUGCUGCCCGCCCUGCGCGGACCUCCAAGGGGAUUGCCCAGAAGAUGCCAAGGAACGGGGUCCAGCAUUCCACCGCAAGGAGGCGACUGCAGUCUUAUACAACUGGAGAGUUUAUUUUUCGCAACAACCUGACCAGGAGCGACUUUUUUUUUUUCUUUCUUUGUAAAGAAAAGUAUUUUUGCCGAUCAAAACGUGACAAAAGGAACCAAACAACAGAUGAAAUAUGGACUUAGUGUUUUUUGGAGAAAUCACAACCACAGACAGUUAUUGAACAUGACUUCCACUCUCUAUAUCGCUCUUAAAUAAUAUUUCCUUAUGUCUUGUAUAUUUUCAGCAUUCAAGUGCACUCACGAAAAGAGCGAGGGAUAAGACUACAUCCUGGAACGGUGUCUUGAUGUUUUUGAAGGUCACACAUCGCUGUUUUAGUCACGAACGAGUCAAAUACAUAUCUCGGUCUCAUAGCACCCGCUCACAAGUUUUCAAUCAAAAAGAAUAAUGAGAAAUAAUUGCUGCAGAGAUACAGUGGAUACAUCCAGAGAAGUAUUUUUCUACUUUUUCCUUCCAUUGCACUUUGCUGUCGACUUUGAUGUAUGAAGCACUUUGCAAGCGAGAACAUGUGAAAAUGGCCCCUUUUUAAAACUAUGUGAAAAUGGCCCUUUUUAAAAACUAUUUUUAAAAGCUGCAUUCUUAUUUUUUUGCCACCUGAGGGCAGCAACUAAGCUGGAAAAUAAAGAGCGUGCCCUUCUCCGCACACGUCAUUUCGUGUAGAGUAAAAAAAAAAAAGAGAAAAGAACUACUUCAACAAAUUAUUUUAUUUAAAUGUUAUUGUUGUUUAUUUAUUUAAUUUUAAUAGGAAGACAACAUGAAUAAUCAUCCGGUAUCUUACAAAUACUUACAUUUUAUUUUGUACAAUGAUUUUGAAGUAAUUUGAUAAAGUAACCAUUUAUUAAAUAUUCAACUUUUUUUAUUUAUAUUUUAAAAAGUCUGGAACGUAACAGCACUGCUGUUAUAAUACCACUACUGUAACACCACGAUAGGUAAUACCUUACCUUUUAUUUUAUGGAAGGUAAUAUCACUACUGUGCGAACACCAGGUCUUAUCCAGUACCUUAAUAUUUAUGAAUACUAUUUAAUUUCUUACUCUUUUAAUAUCUUCACAUAAUUGCAUCACUUGUUUUGUAUUAUAAAAAGAGCAGAAGGGAACGUCAUUACUGUAACACCACUAAGUACCUUUCACCAAAGCAGAAUCGGCUAAAUAUAUAUUUGAACCCCCCCAAAACACUGAAAUCAUUAAUAAAGUCAAAUGUCGUUCCAGGCUCAAACUGUAAUACCAAAGAAAAAGCAAAAUCAGAGGUUCCACUGUAAACAAGAUACACAGUUUGUCUACUUUGAGGCAGUUUCUUUUAUUUCUUCUCUUCCUCUUUUUAAUUGGAAAAGCUUCUGUACAUAUACAUGAAAAAAAGGACCUUUUCACGCACUUCUUGAGCCACAUUUGAUCUUUUUUGUUUGUUUCUCUUCUCUUUCUAUGUCACUUAAACCGACAACAUUGGCGUUUUUCCUCUCUGCCUUGACUCAUUUGUGUUUUUAAAAUCUGUGCCAGGAUAUGUGGUGGAAUCUUUUUUUUUUUUUUUUUUUUAAUGCUCAAAAUCAGUCACGUGACUUUGUAGAGACCUCACUGGACUUUGUGAGUGUUUCACUUUUAUGGUCUUUUGUAAAAGGCGCGAUGUUUGGGGUCGGGGGAGGUUACAUUUUAAAAGUUCUCCCGGGCCUGCUAUGAGAUGUCAAAUUUCAAAGGAAAAAAAAUGGGGAAAAAAAUAGGAAUUUUCCAAAGUGUUUUUUGAGAUUCUAACUGUUUUCUUUUGUUCUCUACUGUGGAAUAAAAUCAGCUUUCUGGUUCACAAGAAA